AUGCCUUCUAUCGAAAAUUCAACCAUUCUCAUUAUCGGUGGCUCCUCAGGAAUCGGCUAUGGGGUUGCGGAAAAAGCCCUCGCCGAACGUGCGAAAGUUUAUAUUGCAUCUUCGAACGCUUCCCGCGUCCAAGAAAGUAUCAAAUCUUUACAAAAACGUUUUCCCGAUGCGCAAAUUUUUGGACAUGUCUGUGAUCUUGCUGGGCCAGAUGUUGAGAAAAGCCUCGAAUGCCUUCUUACCUCUGUUGGGCCACUUGACCACAUCGUCUUCACAGCCGGCGACAGUCUUGCUGUUCAACCUUUAGACGCUAUCGACCUCGAUGCAAUUCACCGCGCUGGCCACGUUCGCUUUGCGGUUCCUCUUCUGCUUGCCAAGCUUGCUCCUCGUUUCGUCAAUCCGGGCUAUAAAUCAUCGAUCACACUGACCUCGGGUGCGGGCUCUCAAAAGCCAUUCCCGAAUUGGUCAUUGAUCGCCGGUUACCUAACAGGUCUCCAUGGAUUGACUCGUAACCUUGCGCUUGACCUGAAGCCAAUGCGGGUCAAUCUGGUUAGCCCUGGUGUGGUUGCUACCCCUCUCUGGGGGUCAACUGGAAUGUCCGAGGAACUGAAGAAUUACACAACCUUGGGCAAAGUCGGAACGGCUGAGGAAGUUGCAGAAGCCUAUGUUUAUUUGAUGAAAGACACAAACGCCACUGGCAGCUGUGUCAGCACUAACGCUGGAUCUCUUCUGCUGUAG
This is a messenger RNA of Penicillium canescens, 735 nucleotides long. RefSeq names its product oxidoreductase, short chain dehydrogenase/reductase family. The transcript has a single exon. The record is from RefSeq and is a predicted model, not a curated record. Bases 1 to 735 code for a protein of 244 amino acids. NCBI's taxonomy places the organism in Eukaryota, Fungi, Ascomycota, Eurotiomycetes, Eurotiales, Aspergillaceae. Gene Ontology annotation, molecular function: oxidoreductase activity.